CUAUGACACGGAACCCUACCGGUUGUGUAGUCGUUCCAAAAUCGCCAUAGGGAAGCUCUGUUUCUCAGCUCGGAGCUCAAAUCCUACUUCCUAGCUUCUCGUCGGAAUCCAAUCCCCAACUAUGGAGUUUUCUCAGGAUGAUUUUGAUCGUCUUCUUCUCUUCGAGCACACUCGAAAAACCGCCGAAGCUAACUACGCCGCCAACCCACUUGAUGCUGAUAAUUUGACCAAGUGGGGAGGGGCAUUGCUUGAGUUAUCUCAAUUUCAGAGUGUUUCCGAAUCCAAAAAUAUGAUAAAAGAAGCUGUUGUGAAGCUGGAGGAAGCUUUGGCUAUUAAUCCCACGAAGCAUGAUGCUCUUUGGUGUAUUGGAAACGCUCACACUUCACAAGCUUUUCUGACUCCCGAUAGGGAUGAGGCCCAAGUUUAUUUUGAUAAAGCACAGGAGUGUUUUCAGAAGGCACUAGAUGAGGAUCCUGGCAAUGAACUAUAUCACAAGUCCCUGGAAGUCGCUGCAAAGGCACCGGGGUUCCAUUCGGAGAUCCACAAGCAUGGUACCAGUCAACAGAGUGCAGGGUCUUCAGGCGGGGGAGCUACUGCUGCUUCAAACCCAAAGGUUACUAGUCAUGGAGCUUUUUCUCUUCUUUUGGCAAAGCAUAUGGUCCAUCUGCUAAUGAAGGUUGUUUGUUGUUUUCUUUGUUGUGGUACAAUUCAUAAACACCAGAGUUCCAAGAAGAAGAGCAGCGAUCUAAAGUAUGACAUAUUUGGAUGGGUCAUCCUUGCUGUUGGAAUCGUUGCAUGGGUUGGAAUGACAAAAUCUCAUGUUCCACCUCCUCCUUCGAGGUGAAACUUUUAGAUUCUGGAACUGCAAAUCCACUCUUCUGAAAAGUCUCUUUGCGGGUAUGCCCCUCAUGGAUGUCCCCAACAGGCCAGUGAAAAAGAAUCUCUUCGUUGAUGCAGAACACCUGCAUUCUUCCUGGUAUUUAACUCAUAAGUGUUUCUCAUUUCUAGUGUACCUGGUUUAGCUUUGAGAUCAUUUUUGUUUAGUUGAUAAUUAGCCAAAAUCUCAAAUAUGCUGUAGCAUAACAGUCCUUUAUUAAAGAUAUAAAAUAUCUGAACUUGUAGUUGUUUUUGUUGAAUGAUAUUACAAUGACGGUUCAUUCCA
Molecule: messenger RNA, 1162 nt
Organism: Cucumis melo (muskmelon)
Lineage: Eukaryota; Viridiplantae; Streptophyta; Magnoliopsida; Cucurbitales; Cucurbitaceae
Product: mitochondrial import receptor subunit TOM20-like
Exons: 5
Coding region: 122-844 (240 amino acids)
Biological process (GO): protein insertion into mitochondrial outer membrane
Cellular component (GO): mitochondrial outer membrane translocase complex
Molecular function (GO): protein binding
Source: RefSeq, a predicted model, not a curated record